UGGCUGAGGCAGCGAAGAGGCUCCGGGACAGGAGGGAGGGGAAGGGGGCGGGUAGUUGCCUGCGGGAGGCAGCCAAUGGUCAUGUGACCGGAAGGGCUCCUGACGGACGCCGUCCCUCCUCGGCGCGGCCCGAGCGCCCGGCCCGACCCCAGCCAUGGGGUGCUGCUACAGCAGCGAGAACGAGGACUCGGACCAGGACCGAGAGGAGCGGAAGCUGCUGCUGGACCCUAGCAGCCCUCCAACCAAAGCCCUCAAUGGAGCUGAACCCAACUACCACAGCCUGCCUUCCGCUCGCACAGAUGAGCAGGCCCUGCUCUCCUCCAUCCUCGCCAAGACAGCCAGCAACAUCAUCGAUGUGUCUGCUGCAGACUCCCAGGGCAUGGAACAGCAUGAGUACAUGGACCGAGCAAGGCAGUACAGCACCCGCCUGGCUGUGCUGAGUAGCAGCCUGACCCAUUGGAAGAAGCUGCCACCGCUGCCAUCUCUCACCAGUCAGCCCCACCAAGUGCUGGCCAGCGAGCCCAUCCCCUUCUCCGACUUGCAGCAGGUCUCCAGGAUAGCUGCUUACGCCUACAGUGCACUUUCUCAGAUCCGUGUGGACGCAAAAGAGGAGCUGGUUGUACAGUUUGGGAUCCCAUGAAGAGAGGGGUCCUGGGACAGCUCUUCUCCUCUCUUCACCCUGUCUCCACCCUGCCUCCCCUGGCCCCCAGCCUCACUGCGGCUUAUACAGUACCCUAACCUGCUACUAAUCACAGUGAAGAAUGUGGAGGAGGAGAAGAGCAAGACUAGAAGCCUGAACAAGUGAGG
This is a messenger RNA of Carlito syrichta (Philippine tarsier), 807 nucleotides long. RefSeq names its product late endosomal/lysosomal adaptor, MAPK and MTOR activator 1 (gene LAMTOR1). The transcript has 5 exons. Gene Ontology annotation, cellular component: lysosome; Ragulator complex; late endosome membrane. Gene Ontology annotation, biological process: endosomal transport; positive regulation of MAPK cascade; positive regulation of TOR signaling. Lineage: Eukaryota; Metazoa; Chordata; Mammalia; Primates; Tarsiidae. The record is from RefSeq and is a predicted model, not a curated record. The coding region runs from base 155 to 640 and encodes 161 amino acids. Gene Ontology annotation, molecular function: molecular adaptor activity; guanyl-nucleotide exchange factor activity.